CAAUCGCAGAACGCACUGAUUACGUCGUCAGUGUGCGACAAACGGAGGGUGCAGAAACUGGUAUAUACAUACAAGGUGAUAAAUCCGCAAUAUCAUUUCACGACUUGUUUUCUUUGCAGACGCAUGUUGCAUUAAAGCCAAGUUAAGCGAGUCUGUUUAACCCGGUGCUGGGAAAAGGUGAUGGCGAACGACAGACUCCGGGCACUGGAGGACGUGGAGCGGGAGAUCCACGUCGUACUGCAGUGUGCAGGAAAUGUGGUCCUGGAGCUCUCAAAGGAGAAGCACAAUGCAAGUUCCCUGGACCGACAACUCAGCCAGUUCACCAGCUCGAUUAACAGGGUGGAGAGUGAACUGAGCUCCCAAAUACGCUACCUCACACAGGUGGCGACGGGCCAGCCCCAUGAGGGCUCCACCUACUCGGCACGGAAGGACUGUCAAAUGGCCCUCAACCGAGCGGAGUACGCCCGCGUGAAACUGGGGGAGCUGGGGCGCACCUGCGAGAUCACACUGGACCCCCAAACCUGACCCCGCACACACACUGCACCCCCAAACCCAAAAGACUGAGACCCACACACACUCGCACGCAUGCGCACACACUCUCUCACACACACACACACACACACACACACACACACACAGACUGAGACACACACACACACAGACUGACACACACACACGCACGCUCACACAGACUGAGACACACACGCACACACACACACACUCUCACACAGACUGAGACACACGCACGCUGACGCACAAACUGUAUAAAUGUCGUUAUUUGAGGCAGCUCCUUUCUCCUUUAAUAAAUAUUUUAACUUUUUUUUUUUUCUCAGAAUUUCUUAAUAAAUAUGAUUGCUCACUGUA
Messenger RNA from Conger conger (European conger), 864 nucleotides. It is a transcript of the gene med11, whose product is annotated as mediator complex subunit 11. The transcript has 4 exons. Gene Ontology annotation, molecular function: transcription coregulator activity. Gene Ontology annotation, cellular component: mediator complex. Gene Ontology annotation, biological process: regulation of transcription by RNA polymerase II. Bases 181 to 525 code for a protein of 114 amino acids. Lineage: Eukaryota; Metazoa; Chordata; Actinopteri; Anguilliformes; Congridae. The record is from RefSeq and is a predicted model, not a curated record.